This is a messenger RNA of Sorex araneus (European shrew), 1119 nucleotides long. RefSeq names its product small integral membrane protein 12 (gene SMIM12). The transcript is spliced from 2 exons. The record is from RefSeq and is a predicted model, not a curated record. The coding region runs from base 218 to 496 and encodes 92 amino acids. NCBI's taxonomy places the organism in Eukaryota, Metazoa, Chordata, Mammalia, Eulipotyphla, Soricidae.
CGCGGCCAGUUUCCUCCCCCGAGGGGCUGCCGGGCCGGCCGGCUGGCUGUCGCGGCGACGGCUGCAGGCCGUGCCCUCCGAGGGGAGGAGUGGUCACGAGUGUCCUGUCCUUGAGCAGCCCUGCCGGUUCCCUGUCUCCCCGGGGCUCGGCGUGCCCGGCCUCCCCGCCGACCCCCCUCUGCAGCCGGGGCUUCUCGGCCGCGGGCGCUCGGAUGUCAUGUGGCCCGUGUUCUGGACCGUGGUGCGUACCUAUGCCCCCUACGCCACAUUUCCCGUGGCCUUUGUGGUCGGGGCCGUGGGCUACCACCUGGAAUGGUUCAUCAGGGGAAAGGCUCCCCAGCCCGUGGAGGAGGAGAAGAGCAUCUCCGAGCGGCGGGAGGAGCGCAAGCUGGACGAACUGCUCGGCAAGGACCACACCCAGGUGGUGAGCCUUAAGGACAAGUUGGAAUUUGCGCCUAAAGCUGUCCUGAACAGAAACCGCCCGGAGAAGAAUUGAUGGAGGACAUGGCCCUCCGUGUCAUUCCAGGGCCCGUGACUAGUCCUGCUGCCACAUCCGCCGAGCCUCAGGACCCACGUCUGAUUUGCUUUACUGCUGCUUCUGGCCCCUCCCGCACCAACCAGCCAUACCCAUCCUGCCCGCUGCCCGCACCAGCAGCUGAGAGGCCAGCGGAGAGGAAUGCCCCUGGGCACUCCUGGGUAAAGGCUGCAGCUGCUGACCGGCGACCCUUGGGCCUCUGCGUAGGGCUCACAGCUGGGCGGACUGUUAGGAAAUGAACUUUGCCUCCCGUCUCCCUGGAGAGACAGUUGGGACUCAAGCUAUGUUGGGGCCGGGGGUGUUGCCUUCAGGAGGGAUUUGUGUGUGUCUAGAUCCAGGUCACACUAGGAAGAAUUCAAAACUACCUGGUUCUCCUUGUUCGUUUGUCUUGUUCUUUGUGCUCAUCUUCCUGACUCUCCUGUCGGCUCCAGAAUGGGAUUCUCCAAGAAAGGAAAGCAGUUCUUUGUUCUUGGGAGCCCAGCUCUUCAUCUGAGAGCAGGUGAAUUUGCUGGGAAACAGUCACCAUCUUUUAGCCCCCAUCACUGUGUAGUGCACAGCUCAAUUAAAGUGGCAUUUGAGAAGCA